Anguilla anguilla (European eel) is the source of this 4410-nucleotide messenger RNA. RefSeq lists its product as uncharacterized. The transcript is spliced from 26 exons. The record is from RefSeq and is a predicted model, not a curated record. Lineage: Eukaryota; Metazoa; Chordata; Actinopteri; Anguilliformes; Anguillidae. The coding region runs from base 284 to 3838 and encodes 1184 amino acids.
AAUCAGCCAGUGACAAAUACAGAAUUGGUUCUUAAGAAGUUAGAAACUGUAGCAAAUCAUUGCUGUUGAUUUCAAGGGUUUUUGUGAGUUCCAACAAACGCUUUUUCAUUUUUAGUUUUUAUAAAAAUGGGAAGGUUAACGACGUAGCCAAAUAUUGCGAGACUUGGUUGCCAUGACGUCGUCAACAUUAACAGAGGAACAGUCACUGGAGACUCACUCCGUCAUGAAAGAGCAGCAGGCAUAAUAUAUUUUUUUAUAACUGUCUCUGGAAAUAGAAUGUGGAAUGGCAAAAAGUCCACCACGCAUCUGGCGGAAACCAGGGGCGGGGAGACCAUUAUACCACCUGCCUUGGCUAGACUCCUGCUUGGAGGAAACUCUGCUGCCUGGCAAACCAUGGCAUAAAGUUUAUAACAGGCUGGGAGCUGCUCUUGCUCAUGAACUCGAAACACAGCUGAGAGACUCUCCCCAAAGCAAGUGCUCAUGGGAGCUUCUUGGAGGCCAUUUCCUGCAGACCUUCUUGCCUGUAUUUGCUAAUCAGGCAUGGCAUUCGUGUCCUGAGGGUGAGGGGGCAUCUGUGGAGGGAGAGAUUCAUAAGCUGGUCUUCCUCUGCAAGAGAGCCAUGGAGAGCAGCCGUUGCCAGUGGAGUUCCGAUGGCAGCCAUGUUGCAGCCUGCCGAGAGAUGAUGGAUUUUGUCAGCGAUACCUACAACCUGGUGGCUUUUGAGAUGGAGCACAUGCUGGCUGUGGAGGAGAGAAAGCAUCAAGAACAGGAGGAGCUGGAUGUGGAGGAGGUGGACUCUGCCUGGGCGAGGAGACGCCUCCAGUCUGUGGAGAGCAGAUACCUGCACCUGAGCAUGCGCCGGAGUUCCGCCUGUCGGAGCAGUAAUACAGAGCCAGGGGUGCAGUGUGCCAGCCCUACACCCCGGCUGUUACACUGCGUGGAGAGCGAGGUGCUGGGAGGGGCCAUCUCCAUGGUGCUGACCUCUGACCCUGGACGAAUGCAGGAAGUGUGCAAGAGGCUCGGUGGCCGGAUGCUGACAGUCUCCCUGCGCAGAUCUGUGUGGUUAGAGAAGCUGCUGAGGUUACAGCCGUUCAGUUCUGACUCCACCUGGAGCCUGGAGAGGAGGGAGAGGGAGCGGUUUGGCCGGGCUGUGGAGCGCAGAGUGGCCACUCUGAAACUGAGAAGCGCCACUCACUCUCCUGUCUCAGGCCUAAUUGAGAAUGCUGUGGUGGAGGCCUAUGAACAAACCCCUUGCAUGCAGGCUUUUGCCACUAGUGAGCGGAUGAUCAGUGAGAGCUGUAAGGCCUUGAAUAUUCUAUAUGUGCACAGUGGGGUGUACCAGCCUUGCCUCGUCCACUGGCUGUUUCCCCUCCAGAUUGCAUUUCAACAGACCGCCACCAAAGCCGAACACUGCUACGAGCUGUCCAUGUACCUGCACCUGCUGACUCAGAGGCUUUUUCCGAGCGCAGAGGAGGUCCUGGCCAUGGGCGAGUCUGUGAUGAGGCGUCUGCAGGAGCAGGACCCCAAUCUCCACACUCACUUACAGCACUGCGCCUCCACCAACACACUCCUGGACCCCAAGGAUUAUGCUAUUGAGUGUCUGGCACGAGAGAGGGAGAAGGUUCUGGAAGCUCUGGGCAUCACCGGCACAUCCAACGGACACCUGGCCGCCACUAGGAAGCUCCUGGAGAAUCCUGCAGUCUUCCUUCGCAAAUGGAUUGGAGAGGGCUUGGUGGGUGUGCUGGACCUGCCUGCGGUCCUGCUGGUCUGGGAUCAGCUCUUCAUGCAGGAUGGGAGCAGGAGAGUGAUGGAGGAUUUCUGCCUCACCCUGCUGCUGCUGCUCCGGAAGGAUCUGCUUUCUGCCUGCGAUUACCCAGGCAUGAGAGAGGUGCUGUUGGUCCAUGCCAGCCACCUGCUCACGGCUGACAUUCAGCGGGCUUGGAUUCACCUGCAGCAGGGGGGUGUGGCAGACGACAUUCCAGGGUUUAACAGAUCAGACACAAGGUUUCUUUGUGGACCCUUUCCACAGGAGUCAGCACUACAUGGCCUCUUGCAGCUGGGGUCUGAAAUCCAGGUUGCUGUUUUUGACCCUUCCAAAGAAGCCCCAAGCUUGGAAAAAACUGUGGGUAAUCUGUCUUCUGAAGAAUCUUCAUUUCUGUAUCCCCCCUGGACCGCCCACAAUCCUUCACUCUCUGUUCCUCACCAAUCCACUGUCCAACAGCCUUUUGACCUAUAUAUUGACUCAGUUCAUUACAUCCCUGACAAUGCCACCAUUAUAAAGGUGAUAGGCCGGUUCCUGCGCUCAGCGUUUGAGGACCUGCCUGACAUCGUGGCUCUCCCAGACCUCAGCUCUCCAGCCAGGAGCCCACAGUUCCACUUUCACCUGACCGUGAAUCCAAGCAGCCAGAUGACCUUUGACCCCAACAUGCUGCUGCUGUUGCAAGUGCAAACCGUCUGUGUUGACACUGGAGAGCUGCUUUUGAUAGGUUGGCCUAAAACAUCUGUUCAGACGAUACCCGUCAGUGCUGCGAAAAUUUAUUUUCUGUUUCCAGGAAGCUGCAUCAUGCGGGUGUUUGAUGACGAGGGCAGGCUGACCGCUGGAGGGCACCAGUGCCCGCUGCGCCCAGGGGUGCCACUGAAGGAGGAGGCCCUGCUCACCGAGUCCGCUCUCCAGCAUCAGCCUGCGGUUCCCAGCACCACCGUCCUGUCCCGACUGUUACCCCACACACCCGAGUUUGUGCCAGCUCCGGACUACCGGAGCGGAUUUUAUUUCACUGACCGUGCCAAACCUAACAGAUCCGAACUGGAAAUAAUCUCCUCGUUCCGAAGGGACAGAAGCUUCCCUGAGACUGUGCAGGAGAUGGUGAAGGAACAGGCGGAGAAGGAGGGGGCUGAUGUUUCUCCUGAGCAGGCCCCAGCAUGGUUGGAGCACAGGCUUGGUGCUAGCGAGGGGAUGCUAUCCCAUCCGUCCCCAGCCCACCUGCCCGUGCUGCGGAUGGUGCGCUAUCGACAGCAGGCUGGAGUCCGCGUCCGAGUCACACAGGCCUUCGGGCUCCCCGGUGGCCUGUAUGUGAAUGCAUUCAGCAAGGUCCUGAAAGGAUCAGGCACCCUCCAGGUCCCGGAACGUCCCCAGGGCUGGGGUGGGGAGGAGAGCUUCCUCACUCGUCGCCAUGACUUCAGCAGUCUUCAGCGAGCCCCUCGGUGGACCGACCAAUCCUCCGUCCUGCACCCGUAUCUCGACCCCCAUACGGUCCUGCUGGUCAGGCUGUUUGCACUGGACGCAGUGUACCGGCCUGACCCCAGUGGCCAGGGGUGUGGCACAGUAUCUGCUCAAACCAGGGGCCGGCUGUCUCAGCUUGCAUGGACUGUCAUUCCACUGUUCGAAGGGCCUUACGCGAGCAGUAGGACUCAUUAUGCACCAUUGUUCCAGGGCUCCCCAGGCAAGGGGUUUCUGGGGUCUGUGAGUUCCUGUCCGGUGGAAGAGGCCACAGCGGGACACUUAAAGAGCCGGACCGUGAAGCUUUUGAAAGGCGCUGCGAGCGUGGCAGUACAGGUCUGGGAUGGGCAUUAUCUUGACGAUGAACGUCCCGAUCUGCCUGUGCUGGAUAGCCUUCUGCCUGUGGACAAAAAGAAGAAAUUCCUGAAGACUCAGUCCAGCAGGUCAGGACCGGAGAUGUCCCAGUUGGUCCUGCAGUCUCUGAGUCGUAAGAUCAGGAGGAAGGGACGGGGAGGUGCAGAGUACCAGAGAGAGGAGUCCUUCUACGAGGAGGCCAUGGGCUCCUCCUUCUGCUCUCUCAUGGACACCUCACUGAUGGAUGCAGGCUGUGGACCUCUCUGAAGUAGGCAAGGGCCAUGAACUCAAGCAGAAAUAUGUGCGUUUCAUUUAUCAGCACAAACAAUCAGCUGAAUUGAUCCCAUGGCAGAAGAAUGGUAGUUGAUCAGUUUGUUAUGCUGAUUUCUAGAAAUUCCAGAAAUUAUUUUGAGUGAUUUUUUUGCAUUUAAACCAAAGGGUGGGUUUUUAAAGAAUGAAUGUGCUCUACAGCAGCCUUUGGGGAGAGAGGGUGUUUAAACACUGGUGGCAGUAGUAGCUGCAGUUGGUUUGUGCUGCGUUCCUCUGAAGCCAGUGGGUGUCUUACUGCAUGGUGAGUCAUAGGUUCUGCUCAGUGAUGUCAUCAUGUUCGGUAGAAACGGCUUUUUGGGAGAACAGAAUGUUGUCUGAGAAAAGAGCGACACAUGCGACUUAUAGGUGAAUGUUGCUUAUACGUGUGCAUUACCUGGGUGUUAUAUUACCAAACAAUGCUGUUUGAGGCUUGUGGUGAUUUUUCAAUUCCGUAAAAAAGGUAACCCACCUACUAUCCCUGUAUGCCCAUGUUAACAUGUCUAAUGUAAUAAAUACAAUAUUUCCAUUCA